Molecule: messenger RNA, 2712 nt
Organism: Chenopodium quinoa (quinoa)
Lineage: Eukaryota; Viridiplantae; Streptophyta; Magnoliopsida; Caryophyllales; Amaranthaceae
Product: polyadenylate-binding protein-interacting protein 7-like
Exons: 6
Coding region: 536-2284 (582 amino acids)
Source: RefSeq, a predicted model, not a curated record
AAUGUUGUGUGCUAAGCUGAUUAAUUAAGUACAAGUAUUAAUAAUAAUAAAAAAAUAAAAAAGAUAACGAUGAAGUGUUGGCGUACCAACGAUGAAAACUGAAGAUUACGGAGGAGUAGAAAAAAAAAGGGAAGAGAGAGAAGAAAGAAAAAAGAGUGAGUAGUGUCCCUUAAAAAAAAAAAAAAAAAAAAAAAAAAAUGAGUAGUGGUAGUCGUAAAACAAGAGAGAGAGUUGUGAUAAAAUCGAGUGGCAACCAAGGGUUUGCAGGCUCAGCUUAGAGCCUUUCUUGAUGCCUUGAACUUGAAAAAAUUGUGGUAUUUGAAGAUUGUUGUAAUUCCUUGGUAUAAUUUGAGAUAAGAUUGUUGUAUUUGGAUUUGGAAUUGGAAUGGAUCCCUUUCAUCUCUUAUCUUUCAUCAUCGACUUUCGUAAAGGUUUUGGGUAGUCUCUGACAAAGGCUCCCCCCUUGAUUUUCUUUUUUUCUUUUCGGAAUUACGCUACUUGCAAGUCUUUUUUUUUUACUUCAUAUUCGUAAAGAAUGAGCUUUUCCAAACAAGUUUCUCCAACCACUCAAACCAGCCUCACUUCGCCGGCCAAGGCUACCUCUCUUAAUCCAAAUGCUGCCGAAUUUGUUCCCUUUUCCCUUCGAACGCCUUCCUCUGGUACUACUAGCAACAUCGACGUAGCUGCCAAAUUCCCUGCUUCUGGAUCCUCUGGUAAACAGGUCCUCGAUCGAUCAGAGUCCUCUAUUUCAACUAAUUCUGAUGAAGAGGCCCGCCAGUACUGGCAGCAGCAGCUGCCUGAUGACAUCACUCCAGACUUUAAUGUCCUUGGAGAGGACGACCACCAUGGACUUGGCAGCCUUUCACUUGCUGCCUUGUCAUUGCAUGCUGGUGGCAGCGCAACUGAUGCAAUUAGGUUUUCUGGCUCCUUGGGUAGUCCCUACAAGAUGAAUGAAACUCUCGAGUUUACUGCUCAUCAUACAAACGGUGCUGCACUUAGUGAUAAGAUGGGGUAUCCUAUUUCUGCAUAUGGAGAUGAUCCAUCGUCAACUAGUUAUCUACAGAGAACCAGUAAGCCUUGGGAAAUGCAACUUCUCAGCGCUGACCAUCACUUUGGGAAUGCCAGAGAUGGGAACUCUUUUGAUGAAACUACAAGACGCACCAAUCCUAAUGAUAUAGCUACUGAAACUUCCAUGCUAGAGAACAAUGACAUGAAUCCUGUUGAGUUCCUCGUGUCACAGUUUCCAGGUUUUGCUGCUGAAAGCCUGGCCGAGGUAUAUUUUGCCAAUGGCUGUGACCUGAAUUUGACAGUUGAGAUGCUAACUCAACUUGAGCUUCAAGUUGAUGGAGCUUUUAAUCAAAAUAUGAAUUUGAAGACCUUAUCAGCUCCAAAUCUGACAUCAAUGGAUUUUCCUGCACUUCCUGUUCCAGACAAUAAGACCAAUCUGCAGAAAUACACUGGAGAUGAACUCCAGCAAAAUGUUAAUUCUUAUGGAUCCUCUGAAAAGGACAAUCUGCUUUUGUUUAGAUCCAAUUCUUCCUUAAGUGCUAAAGGCGCCACUGAUUUUGCUUCAGCUGUUCGUAAGUUAUCACCCCAGGAUCCUUGCUUGUGGAAGUACGACAGAAGUGGUUCAGCUGAUAUUGCUGUUGGUUCAAGUAGAAACUCCCAUGCUCUUUCAGGCUCUUAUCAUACUGGUGCUGGAAGAAGUGCCUAUAGUGAUAGGAUGCAGGGCCGUAGCUCUGCUCGAGCUGCUCCUGUUUGGCUUGAGACUGGAGAAGCAGUUGGCAAUUUAUAUACUGAAGUCCGUGAAGAAGCUCGUGAUCAUGCACGUAUACGAAACGUGUAUUUUGAACAGGCUCGUCAGGCUUACCUAAUGGGAAACAAAGCAUUAGCCAAGGAAUUGAGUGUCAACGGGCAGCUACACAAUAUGAAAAUGAAAGCAGCUCACAGCAAAGCACAGGAAUCUAUAUAUCGUCAGAGAAACCCGAUUAGCCCAGAUCAGCAGGGUGGUGGCAGAUGCCAGGGAAAGGUAAUAGAUCUGCAUGGACUCCAUGUGAGUGAAGCUAUUCACGUGCUGAAGCAGGAGUUGAGUGUGUUGAGGAAUGCAGCAAGGCUGGCUGAGCAGCGGUUACAUGUUUAUAUAUGUGUUGGAACUGGACACCAUACCAGAGGAAGUCGUACUCCUGCCAGACUUCCUAUUGCUGUCCAGCGCUACCUGCUUGAAGAUGAGGGUCUAGAGUUCAGUGAACCGCAGCAAGGGAUGCUUCGUGUUGUGCUAUACUGAAUUAGGGUAAAAAUUUGUGUAUGAUUAGGAUUUUUGUUGUUGACACACAAGAAGUCAUCUGUCACUCUUUUAAGUCAUCAUUUUUGUGCAUCUGUACAUGGGAAGAAAAAGAUUUAGUGCAUAUUCAGGAGAAAACAAAGGAAAAAAAAGGAGGGGGGGCAAAAACAUAAGAUAUGAAAAUGUGGAUAGGUAAAGAGAGGAGAAAAUGGCGGCAGGCAUGUAUCAUUUUGGUUAGUGGCAGCAACAUAUUUUGGAUGAUAUGGACAGUAUUAUCUGUUGCCCAAUAUAUUGUAACAACCCCUCCCCCCCCCCCCUGCGGGAACCGCCUGCCAAAAAGAAGUGCUCUGAACCCCUCUCCCAGUAGGUCUCUCACAUGUAUCAAAUAGAACUCAUUCAAAUUAGUUGAAAUUGUUAUAGUAUAUGCUCAA